AUGGAUCUCCUCUCUCUGCUCCUCUCCCCUCUCGUCCUCCUCCUGCUGCUCCUCCUGUCCUCCGUACCCCCUUGCUCCCCCUCCAUGUUGUGUCCGAAGCGCUGCACCUGUCAGAACCUCCUGCCCUCCUACACGGUGCUGUGUGCCAAGACGGGCCUCCUCUUCGUCCCGCACAUCGACCGUCAGACCGCCGAGCUCCGGCUGAUGGACAACUUCAUCACCACGCUGCGGCACCGCGACUUCGCCAACAUGUCCAGUCUGAUCCACCUGACCCUAAGCAGAAACACCAUCAGCCAGAUUCGGCCAUACACCUUCGCCGACCUGCAGGACCUCCACGCUCUCCACCUGGACGCCAACCGGCUCACCACCCUGGACGACUCCCACUUCCAGGGCCUGGUCAACCUGAGACACCUGAUACUGGCCAACAACCAGCUGCACAGUAUAUCAGAUGGAGCCUUCCAGGACUUCCUGGAGACGCUGGAGGACUUAGACUUGAGCUACAACAACUUGGUGGACAUCCCGUGGGAGACCAUUGCUCUGCUGGUCAGCGUUAACACCCUCAGCCUCGACCACAACCUGAUAGAAAGCGUUCCAGAGGGAAUCUUCUCCAACCUGCACAAGCUGGCCAGAUUGGACAUGACGUCCAACAAGCUGAAGAAGAUCCCUCCAGACCCGCUGUUUCUGAGGAUCCCCGUCUACGCCAAGAUGAAGGGCUCUCCUCUCACUGCCCUGGUGUUGAGUUUCGGUGGGAAUCCUCUCCACUGUAACUGUGAGCUGGUGUGGCUCCGCAGAUUGACCAGAGAGGACGACCUGGAGACCUGCGCCUCGCCGAAAGACCUCGCUGGAAAAUACUUCUGGACCAUCAGAGAGGAGGAGUUUGUGUGCGAGCCCCCUAUGAUAACCCGCCAUACCUCCAAGAUGUUUGUUAUGGAGGGUCAGGAGGUGAGCCUGCGCUGUAAGUCCAUUGGAGAUCCGGAGCCUUCCACCCACUGGGUCAGCCCAGACGGGAAGCUGAUCGGCAACACCUCCAGAACCAUCUGCUAUGAGAACGGGUCACUGGAUAUCCUCAAGGCAUCUGUGAAGGAUUCUGGAAAGUUCACCUGCAUCGCCUCCAACGCAGCAGGAGAAGCCACGGCCCCCGUUGAGCUGGUCGUCAACCCUUCGCCGCACUUUGACCCCAAACUGGACCCUGACCCGGGUCCGUCGGACAUCCCCACAUCCAUCAAGUCCAAUGUGAGCGGUGGGCAGGCCCGGACUGACCAGCAGCGGGUCAGCGUUUCGGACCUGACCUCCAGUUCUGCUACAAUUAGGUGGCCCCCGCAGAAUCACAUCCCGGGGGUCCGAAUGUACCAGAUCCAGUACAACAGCUCUACAGAUGACAUACUCAUAUACAGGAUGAUCCCGGCAAGCCACAAGUACUUCUUGCUCAGUGACCUUGCAUCUUCCCGAGACUAUGAACUGUGUGUGUUGGCUGUCUAUGAUGAUGGUGUCACGACCUUGACAGGCACCAAGCUGGUGGGCUGUGUUUCUUUCACCACCGAGACAGAGUAUGGACGUUGCCACUCCAUCAGAGACCAGUUCCUGGGAGGAACGAUGAUCAUCAUCAUCGGCGGCAUCAUCGUGGCCUCCGUCCUCGUCUUCAUCUUCAUCCUGCUGAUGAAGUACAAACUCCAUAGCAACCACUACAAGCAGAAGGCGGCCGCGCGCCAGGCCAACGUGUGCUCCCAGACCAACGGUGGAGGAGGAGGAGGAGGAGGAGGAGGGGGCGUCGUAGGUGCAGCGGCCAUCCUCACCUUGCCUCCUUCCUCCUCCUCGGGGGUACAAGGAGGAGGAUCCAAUAAAAACUCCCAGCCAUCGUCGUCCUUGGCAACAGAGGGAAUGGGCGGGGCAUCUCUCCGAGGGAUGACUGUAGUGGACUUAAAUCCCGCCCACGAUGAGGAUGCUAUCUCCCAAUAA
This is a messenger RNA of Lampris incognitus (smalleye Pacific opah), 1956 nucleotides long. RefSeq names its product leucine-rich repeat and fibronectin type III domain-containing protein 1-like protein. Gene Ontology annotation, molecular function: protein binding. NCBI's taxonomy places the organism in Eukaryota, Metazoa, Chordata, Actinopteri, Lampriformes, Lampridae. The record is from RefSeq and is a predicted model, not a curated record.